AUGUUUCUUUUUCUCCAUCUUCAUUUUAUCCACUUUCUUGUUUUUCUUCUCCUCCUGCACCUUCUACUUUAUUCUCUUUUUCAAUUCUUCUUUUCUUCCAUUUCUUCUUCUUCUUCUUCUUCUUCUUCUUCUUCUUCUUCUUCUUCAUUUUUAUAUAUGUAUCUCUCUCUCUAUCUACCUGUCUAUCUCAGUCUGUUCCUAUCUAUCUAUGUAUAUAUCGCAAUAAGUUCACUAUCUAACUAUCUAUCUAUGUAUCUGUCGAUCUAUCUAUCUAUUUCGGUCUGUCUGUCUAUCUAUUUAUCUCAGUUUUUUCUAUCUAUCUAUCUAUCUAUCUAUCUAUCUAUCUAUCUAUCCCAGACUCUAUCUAUCUAUAUCAGCCUUUUCAGAUCUAUCUAUCUUCUUCCCAAAUGUUCACCCUCUAACGUUUUCUCUCCCAAUUUUGUUGUGUGUGUGUUUUUGUUCGCACUCUCGCCUCCCUUUACUGUCAAUUGUACAACACUGGAAAUGACUCACGAGCGAUCUCCUCCCAUCGAAAAUCAUCGGAUCACGUUACCCAUUGUAACGUCGCCAACACGAUAUUCUGUUAGUCUUCAACGUUGUAAACAAACCGCAUAUCAUCUUCCGAUACGCUUUUUAAAACGGCGUUCCAUUCGUUAG
This is a messenger RNA of Acanthosepion pharaonis, 657 nucleotides long. NCBI's taxonomy places the organism in Eukaryota, Metazoa, Mollusca, Cephalopoda, Sepiida, Sepiidae. The record is from the annotation of a GenBank genome assembly.